AAUAUUAGUACUUCAACCAAAAGAAAAGCAAAAAGAUAUAAUUUUCACAGGAUACUUCCAUAAUAACGCAUUCGAAGAUUUUUAAAUUCAAACUUUUAACAACUUAAACCGUUUCAUUGAACGCUGCCUUCAAAAAGAUUCCUGGCGCGCAAGCCAUUUCCAGCCACUUCCAGUCCAACUGUCAUUCUUGCCUACAAAAAAAAGUGCAACACCAAAAAAAAACCGAACCAAAAACCGAACUAGCCAGCCGAAGCCGAUUUCUUUUUUGUUUAAAAUAAUACACAGUUAAAGCCUGAAGAAGAAGCAGAGGUGAAGGUUUUUUUAUUCUUUUCUUCAACUGAAUUGUGUGUGCCUAGGUGUGGUUUUCAGCCGUUUUUUAAAUUUGCAUAUUAAACUUUUUAAAUCUUGACUUAAAAAACCGAGACAAAAUACAGAAAUCUUUUAACUUAACAACACAAAGUAAAACAAAAAAGAAAAAAAAAUCAACUAACCAUGACAUCAACUGAGCUUAAAAUCGGUCUUACCAACAGUGCCCGUCCAUCAAGCCGUGUUCUCAAGCCACCAGGCGGUGGUCACACCAAUAUAUUCGGCGACGUGGACACCCAAGUUAAUGCACCACGUCCCAAAUACAACCAACAGAACUCUUCCAACAUGAAUGCGUGCAUGAAUUCGGAAGAUCCAAAUAAAGUUGUUGAAAAAAUUCGUGAAGAAUUAACAACUAAAUCGGCACAGGUAGAAAAGCCGUCGUCAGAGCCCAAGAAGUCUCCAACAUCGGAUGUUUCAUCGUCGUCCAAUGACAGUCAACAGUCAAAGGGACGAAUUCCACCUGGUGGAUUCUCAUCGGGAGGAUUUUGGUGAAGGGCUUUGGCUUUUUUCUAAGUCAAGUCGCUUAAUCUUUCAAUUGCAUUUAAAAGCGGUUAUGUCUAAAUUUUUUAAUAAUUAUUGUAUCUUUCGGAAAAUGUCUCUCUCUCGUUUUUAUAAGAUUUCUGUUUGUAGUUGCGCUCAUUUUGAUGUUAGCUUUUAUUCUCUUAAUCUCUGCUUUUAUUUAUUAUAUAAUAAUAUUCUACUUAUUUAAUGUAUUUACAAAACAAAAGAUCAAAAUUCAGUUGUAAUUAUCUGAAAACAAAAUAUGUCCAAAUCAAUCUAAAUAUAUUUCUAAGAUCAUAACAUUCAAAAGCACAUCAUCUAACAAACUAAACAAAACUCAUCAUCUAACGAAUACUAACCAACAGAUUUUUAACUCAACAUUUUAGAUAACAAAAAUUCAAAAAUCUAAGUCCAUAUUCAUGUAAAUUUUAAGGAAAUCAAUAUAUGUAUUAAGAAAAUCGGAAUCAUUUACUUAUAGAUGAGACACGAAAUCCGUUGUCUCAUCCUCUCUCUCUAUAGUCUAUAAUACAAAAUUUUUUGGGAACAACUCAUUGAAA
This is a messenger RNA of Episyrphus balteatus (marmalade hoverfly), 1424 nucleotides long. RefSeq lists its product as uncharacterized. Gene Ontology annotation, cellular component: nucleus. The record is from RefSeq and is a predicted model, not a curated record. Bases 493 to 858 code for a protein of 121 amino acids. NCBI's taxonomy places the organism in Eukaryota, Metazoa, Arthropoda, Insecta, Diptera, Syrphidae. The transcript has 2 exons.